Messenger RNA from Esox lucius (northern pike), 6073 nucleotides. Its product is annotated as microphthalmia-associated transcription factor. NCBI's taxonomy places the organism in Eukaryota, Metazoa, Chordata, Actinopteri, Esociformes, Esocidae. Gene Ontology annotation, cellular component: nucleus. Gene Ontology annotation, biological process: melanocyte differentiation; regulation of transcription by RNA polymerase II. Gene Ontology annotation, molecular function: RNA polymerase II cis-regulatory region sequence-specific DNA binding; protein dimerization activity; DNA-binding transcription factor activity, RNA polymerase II-specific. The record is from RefSeq and is a predicted model, not a curated record. The transcript has 10 exons. Bases 109 to 1692 code for a protein of 527 amino acids.
ACGGUUUUUGUUUUCAUUGGCUGGUACUGCGAGUGUUUUAGAGAGGUGGCCAUAACAUCGUUGGUUUCUUUAUAAUUUGAUAUUGUCAAGAAGUUGACAGCCGCAAGUAUGCAAGCGGAAUCGGGUAUAGUUCCCGACUUUGAGGUUGGUGAAGAGUUUCAAGAGGAACCAAAAACGUAUUACGAAUUGAAGAGUCAGCCUUUGAAAAAAAACAGUAACCCGGCAGACCAGGCAUGCUCUUCCUCCAAGCCCCCGCUGGGCUCCUCGGCUGUGACCUCACGGAUCCUGCUGCGGCAGCAGUUGAUGCGCGAGCAGCUCCAGGAGCAGGAGCGGCGGGAGCAGCAGAGACGCCAGGCCUCCUCCGCCUCGCACUACCCCCAGACAACCGCCGGCCACGCCCACAGCCACACCCAGACGCCGGCCAUCGAUGUCAGUGUGCCCCCCAGCCUGCCGCCCGCAUCCCAGCUGCCCGUGGAGGUGCUCAAGGUACAAACACACCUGGAGAAUCCCACCAAGUACCACAUCCAGCAGGCUCAGCAGCAGCAGGUGAAGCGCUACCUGGGCAAGCUUUGCUCCCUGCCCUGCCCCAACCAGACCUGUGACCACGGCAUGCCUCCAGGGCCGGGCAACAGUGCCCCCAACAGCCCCAUGGCCUUACUCACCCUCAACUCCAACUUCGAGAAAGAGAUGGAUGAUGUCAUUGAUGACAUAAUUAGUCUGGAAUCGAGUUAUAACGAUGAUAUCCUUGGAUUAAUGGACCCAGGGCUUCAGAUGGCCAAUACGAUCGCUGCCAACACCAACCUCUUGGACAUAUAUGGUAACCAUGGAAUGCCCCCUCCAGGACUUGCCAUCAAUUCUUGUCCUGCCAACCUGUCCAACAUCAAAAGGGAAUACUCAGUUUCCCAGUCUCCAGCCAUUAUGCAUAUGCUGGACAAGGCUGGAUCUUGUGGCAAGUUUGAGAACUAUCAAAGGCCAGAAGGGUUCCCUGUAGAAGCAGAGGUCAGGGCAAUGGCAAAGGAAAGACAGAAGAAGGAUAACCAUAAUUUGAUUGAGAGAAGACGGAGGUUUAACAUUAAUGAUCGGAUCAAAGAAUUGGGGACCAUGAUUCCAAAAUCGAAUGAUCCGGACAUGCGCUGGAACAAGGGCACCAUUCUCAAGGCGUCCGUGGACUAUAUCCGAAAGCUGCAGCGGGAGCAGCUGAGGGCCAAGGAGCUGGAGAACCGGCAGAAGAAGCUGGAACACGCCAACAGACACCUGAUGCUGCGGAUACAGGAGUUGGAGAUGCAGGCUCGAGCCCACGGUCUGAACACCGCCUCGUCUGCUCUUUCUCCAGCAGAGCUCUCAGCCCGAGGCAUCAAGCAAGAGCCAGCCCUCGGAGACUGUCACCAGGAUCUGUACUCUGUCCAUCCCCAGCACCAACACCACCCGGCCUGCACUGCAGACCAGGCUCAGUCCAGCACCUUGGAGCUCAACGACGUAGCCUGUAGCUACACAGAGGGCCACGGCAGUGACCCGGGGCCUUAUAGCGCUCAUACUAAGAGAUCCGUGAAGCACAACGACAUCCUGAUGGACGACACCCUGUCACAGGUGGGAGCGGGAGACCCCCUGCUGUCCGCUGUCUCGCCCGGGGCCUCUAAGGACAGCAGCUGUUCUGGCAGCGUUAGCAUGGAAGAGAAUGACCAGAGCUGUUAGCACCCUCUGCUGUCUUCUCCAUCCACCUACAUCUCCAUCCUUUUUUCCUGUCAUACAUUGUGUUGGGGCCUCCUCAGAAAACUCCUGUCAGUAGCUAAAUUCAGCUAACCGCAUUUCUUUGGCGUUUACACAAUACAUAUAUUUAAUUUUUCAUAGCUAUUUUUGUUUUUGUUUAUUAUAUUGUGUUAUUGGGUUCUGAAAGCCGUCAAACUAAAUUUAUUGUAUUGAAUAUAAAUAACUUUUUAAGUUUUCAUUUUAAUAUAUCAUGGUUAGAGUCAGGGAGCAAUAUCUCACACAUACCUGUGCGAAAUCAUCAUGUUAAGGGUUCAUGUAAUAGUUAUAAAUCUUUAAUUGAACUCUUGAUAGGAUAUUGCUUUUACAUCCCCCAAAUAUGUAUUUACUUGGAAUUAGAGCAGAAAAUAGCACAUAUGCACAUUUGGUGCAGAAGACAAUGUCAGUCUACCAAUAUUGGUAGAAGUGCAAAAUAUAUCCAAUACAGGCAUAUUUUGCAUUGAGAUGAUACAUUUGAAAUGUAUUGCAGAAAAUCCUCAGAGAAAAGUGUUUCUAGCAAAGAAGUUGUCCGUUUCCUGUCGUCCAUUUCCUAAAUUAUUUGUUGUGGUACAUUUUUUUUUUUUUUUGCCUGUCUAUCCAUUUAUGUUUCAGAGAUAUUCAGGAUAUUCUUAUUCAAAGAUGUGAAUGUUUAUAUUGCCCGGAAUAUAAGGAGACUGCUGUGGGAUUUAUUUUUAUGUAGGACAUUGUUUAAACCCUGGAAUGACGUCCAUACAUUUAAAAUGGUUUGGUUGGUAACCAUUUUUUAAACAUGUACUAACUAUUAUAUUUGGGGUUUUCAAAUGCAUACAGUGUAUUGUAUGAUUGAUUGUAGAUAUCUUUUGUGGAUAUAAUAAGUAUUCUCCCUCUGGAUUUUUUUACAUUAUGUUGUGUUAGAAAGUGGGGAUAAUAAAACACCAAUAUACCUUCAUUAGAUAAGUUCUGAGUCGACCUCUGAGUCAAUACAUGUUAGAAACAACACUGGCAAUUCUUACAGCUGUAUGCCUUCUUGGGUAUGUAAGAGCUUUGCACACUUGAAUUUUACAAUAUUUGCACAUUAUUUUUGUAAAGUAUUUUUCAGACUCUGUCAAAAUGUGAGGAAUCAUGGCUAGACAGCAAUUGUAAAGUCGUGGACACUGGAAACAUUCACUGUUGCCAUGGUAUUGCGACUUUGGUUCAAAUCCUGCUGGCAGAUUAACCCAGGGGUCCUGUGGGGGGAGGUGCAGUUGGCCAGCAUUGUCCGGGUUUGGGGGGUGGGGGUGGGGUUAGUACUUUUGGUUGGUUGACCUGCCUGGUUGUGCUCUAGUAACUUUUUGUGACGGUUUGGGUGCCUCUGAGCUCAAUCCAGGUAGAAGGCUGGAGGGUGCGUUCCUUGCAGUAGGGUUUCUAAACCUUCUGAUAGAGCAAGCAGUACGAUAAGAGCCGGUAUGGCAUCAGAUGUGCUUUGGAAGACAUAUCUCAACAUCAACUGUCCUGAGUCUGCAGGGAGUUGCCAUGAGGAAGCAGGACCUCAAUCAUGAAUUGGAUAUCACUAAGUAGGGGAGAAAGCAGAUUAAAAAAGACCCAUUCACAUCAUCUUGGUGGAGUCCAGUGGAGAUGUGGCUUUGUGUUGUUGGUUGGUUACAGUCCUGCUGAAAGGUUGAUUGAUUCCUGUGUCUCAAAUAGCUAACCGAAGCAGGGUUUCCUCUGGCAUUUCACAUAGCUCCAUCCCGUUACUUUUAAUCAUGAAAAACUUGUUUUGCCGAUGUUAGGUAUAACCAUUACUAUGACACAGCCAGUACCAUGCUUGGGCGAUUGGAUGUGUCUUAAAUAUAAGGCAUUCCAAUUAUGCCAUAAAUGUAUUCCUUUGGCAUGUUGUUGUUUUUUUGCAGUAUUACUUUAGUGCCUUGCAGGAUAUGAUUUUUGGGAAUAUUUGUUUUCUGUAUAUUUAUAUUCUUCAUUUCAUUUUGACUUUUUGUUGAGGUUAUUAUUGUGGAAUCACUAUGAUGUUGGUUUUUCAUCCUCUCAACGCUGUAGCUGUUUGAAAUCACCAAUGGCCUCAUAGGGACAUCCAUGAGUACUUUCCUUCCAGUCUUCCAGGUCAAUUCAUAAGGAUGACUAUCUCUGUUGUUGAAUCUCUGCCUGAAACUUUAUACUUGAAUCAGGGACCUUAUAGAUGUUGUAUUUAUUGGGGACAUAGGAAUUGGUAGUCUUUUAAAAUAAAUUAUGUCACCCUUAUUAUUUCAUAGACUGAUUCCAUGUACCUUACAAUGCAAAUUGUUCAGCCAAAUUUUACUCUUCAAGUAAUUUAGACUUGUAUAUACAUAUUUUUUAAUUAAGAAGUCAUAUUUGUGUAGGUAAUUUGCAAAAAAACAAAGAAUGAAAUCAAUUUAAAUCCUAUGUUAUAAUGCAACAAUAUGUGUAAAAAAGGGGGUGAGUACUUUUUAUACCCACUGUAUAAGCUGUACUGUUCAUGUGUAUUUCUACUGUUUAACCAUUGUAGUAAAGUACUUAAAUAUGCCUUUGAUGAUAACUGUCAACUGUACGUUACAUUGCUGUUUUGAGAGCAAGGUUACAGUGCAUCUUGAAGUCUGUGGAACUAUGCAAUGAUUAUAGUCGUAGCUCAGUCAGAGACCGUACAGAAAAUGAGACAGCUAACAUAUCAUCAUUACUUUUUUAUCCAGAUUGGCCAUCAUGGUCUGCUUAUAUAUCCUGCCCUGUGUGUGUGUGUGUGUGGGGGGGGGGGGGUUCUGGAGAAAAUGGGACUGUCCAGAUAAAAAUGUAAUGUCCUUUCUGUGCUGUCUUUGGCCCAGUUCUGUGCCUGUUUUACUCAGAAUAUAUUUGACACUAGGGUGAUCAUUUAUUAUGUUGUAAUGAUUAAUAAGAAAUGCCUAGCAGAAUGAUUUAUAUUGAAGUGAAGUGCCUUACAGGUUUUUCUGUUUUUUAUCUUGGAGGACUGUUGCAAGACACUGGUAGGUUGUUUUGUUGUUGUUUCUGGUGUUUGGUGCUUCAUGUAUGAAGUGUGGAGCUGCACGGUCCCCAAGGAAAGCAGUUGGAAAGGACCUUUUGUCAGGCUGAGUAGAAAACCAUGUUAUGUCUCUGACUACCACAUGGUCUCUAAAACUGGACUGGAAUAACAUUUCUCUCCAGGCCAUCCAUUUUGUUUGGAUGUUUUUAAGGCUAGAGUUCUGUUCCGUGGUCAGAAUCUUACUUGGAGGGGCUAUAAUCAAAACAUUGUUUUUACUGAAUUAUCAGCUUCUUUUUUAAGACCAAUAAUCUUUAUGAAUGUAACUCAGUGUUGACUGCCAAAAUGGGUUGCCAAAAUUGAAGUCUAAAAUAUGCAAAAGUUAAUUAACGUUUUUGAUGUUGAUGUUGUGUAUGGAUGUUUCUUUAUUUAUGGAGCAGUAACUUAAGAAUAAUGGCCACAGGUAAAGCAAAGCACAAACCCAAUGCACUUAAAGCCUCAUGUUUAAACUGAUCCCAGAUCUUGUGGGUUAUAUCUAGACACUGGCCUUUAGUUUUAUUAUUGCCCUUUUCCUAAACAUGGUUGCCCACUCCUGUUAAUAACACCACUAUGCAUCCCGUUUGGUGUUUCGAACAUAUAGCUUAAAUGCAUAGGGAUAACAUGUUCAUUGAAAGCAGUGUUGAAAGUUGAUUGACGCUUAUUAUUUGUAAAUACACAUUUACAUUUGGGUCCGCUUGUAACCGUGACACGGUUGGGGCAUACCACAGGAAGCAUUUCAGAUAGCAAAAUCUUUUAAAAACAUUUAACACACAUGGCUGUUUGUUCAAUUCGUUUUGUUCAUGUGGUUGAGGUUGAUCUGGCUCCCAGACACCUCUGCCAGUCCUCUGGAUCAACAAGUCAAACUUGGCCUCAGUUUGAAAAAGAAAUACAUGGAGAAAUUCCUGGCACACUGGCAUUGGCUUAAUUGACUUAAUAUAACAACCUUUCUCAGCACAUUCCCCCUAACCCUUCCAUGUAUGUGUUUUCAUUGUCUUGCUCGUAUUUGAAGCCACACCUAGAAGACAUAUGACUUGUUCAAAUUAAACAAUAGCAAAUACUCUGAAAUCGCUGUUACUUUCAUUUCAUUCUGUAUUCAUUCCCACUAAGGCCAAUUUUGAGUUGUUGAUAUCACAGCCUUGUAUGUGCUAAUAGGCUUAGAUAGACACUGCCUCUGCUGAGAUAGCUACUGUAAUCUGGUAAAUACUCUGCCAUGGGGAGUUUGAGGUAGUGAUAUUGAUACACUGGUUAUGAAUGCAUGAGUGAUGUCAAAUACAAGCUCAUUAAUUGAAGACUGAGUGUGGAAACAUUAAUGAUCUUAUGACAAACAUUAAAGUCAAUGAAAUAUAUUUA